Messenger RNA from Anguilla anguilla (European eel), 4673 nucleotides. RefSeq names its product solute carrier family 25 member 45. NCBI's taxonomy places the organism in Eukaryota, Metazoa, Chordata, Actinopteri, Anguilliformes, Anguillidae. Gene Ontology annotation, cellular component: mitochondrion. The coding region runs from base 3142 to 4005 and encodes 287 amino acids. Gene Ontology annotation, molecular function: transmembrane transporter activity. The transcript has 6 exons. The record is from RefSeq and is a predicted model, not a curated record. Gene Ontology annotation, biological process: transmembrane transport.
GAGUAUAUACGGCAACUGCAACUCUGAUGUAGCUAUUGUAUUGGAACUGCACAUUAACUUGCAGACUAGGUUGAUAUGCCGGUGAUAGACACAGACACACACACACACACAAUUCAUUUAUUGCUAACAAAUGGCAAACAUCCCUCUCGCUGUAAUUUGGCUACAAAACAACCAAAACAACUUGGUGUGGACAUACAAUACAUAAUGCACCUGUCCUCGUUUUCUCUUUUGGUUCCAACUUUAUAUACAUUUUCUGCACUGCGCGUGCAGACAAGGUAAACUGGCUUUUACUCACACAACAGGAAGUGACAUCGCCACAUACAGUCAAUGCGAAAUAGCCAACAACACUCAUGAUAACUUAACCUUCUUUCCCACCAACAAAAACACCCACGAACGGAUAAACACCGGAUAACACAGCAUCAACAGGGAAACAGAAAAGACACAGAACUAGAAAUCAACAGCAUAGUCCUGGAAUCAUGAAGGCGAGCACCGGGGGGCGUAACGAUCGCCGAGGGCCCUCACACACCGACAGGGCGGGCCCAGCCAGAGCAGGCGGGGUGUGCUGCACGGCGUCCACACAGUCAAAGGCCGGACCCUCGGAGAAGGAGAUGCCAGAGCUACCAGGGUGGCAGAACAUCUCAUGGCAGGCCUUGAAUGUAGCUCUUGAACCCUGCGUAGCAUGGCACGACUCCGUUUUGAUGGCUGAGCGAAAAGUUUUGCAUCAUCAGACGCACGGAUUUCAUCGAGGAGGGAACACAGGGCCUGUGAUAUUUCUGGCUUAAUAGACGCCAGAGUGUGAGAUCUCAGCUCUGUGCCAUAUCUUUGUUUGACAAGUCUGGGUAGGCUAGGGUGAAUGAGCCUGAACCAUGUGAGGACCACCAUGUUUUCUAGCAUGAGCGAAAGCUCCUCCUCUUCUGUCAUAACCUCACCAUGGUGGCUGAGGCCACCAGGGCAUAACAAUGAGUCCUCCACAAAUGGUAUCAGUCGCUGGUAAAGGUCUUCUGGAUGCUCAUCUCCCUCAAGAUGUAUAUCUGAGAAGUCAAUAAACUGAGUACCAGAGACUUGAAAACCAAAGUGUUGCCUUAUUGUUUGCCAUAUGAAUCCCAGUGAUGUAGAAUUUUUAACUAUGGUGGUUCUUGAUCUAAUAGGGCAAUAGUUAGCAAUUUGCCCAAGCAUCUAACUUUCUGCUGUGCAGUGCGUUGCCUAGCAACAGGAACGCCCUCACAUUCAUUCUGAAAUCCUCUCAGCGGCUGGGCUUUUGUUUUUUUCAGCCACAUGACUCGCUUGGCCAGAAAAGGAGCAAAGUUCUCGUCCACUGAUAAAGUGUAUAAUAAAUUCUGAUUCCAGUUUUCGAAGGUAUGUAUGGUUUCAGUCUUUGAAAGGCACCACUGCUUCGGUGCACGGUAAGUAGAUGCCAUUUUCUACCUGUUUGAAUAUGCGGACGUGCUUUCAUAGUGAUGGCUACACUGUUUCGGCUUCAGUAAAAUAUUCUCCACUGUCGGGCGGCUCCUCAUGAAAGUGAAAGUAAAUACAGCAUGCGAGUGAUAAUCCGACUGCUGCCACCAAGCCAGUUGAAGCUGUGUUAUUAACAGAAAGCUGAGACACGGGCAGACAAGGUAAACUGGCUUUUACUCACACAACAGGAAGUGACAUUGCCACGUACAGCCAAUGUGAAAUAGCCAACAACACUCGCGACAACUUAACAUGGCCACGUAGGCCUACCGCUGGUCGGUACUGGCGGCGGGUAUGUAGGUGUGAAAGCAUCCAAAAAAACUACAUCUUUGCCCUGACUAAAUACGUGAAAUAGGCCUACUGACCAUUGCAAUGUCAAUCUGUAGUGUUAUAUUCUUUUAAAAGAAACAUAGCCGUCUUUGAUUACCUCAAAUACCAAUGCAAUGCAUGUUGACUUCGCUGGUGUAGAUAGAAGUAACUUUGCUAGCUAAUUAAAAUAAUGGAAAUACCUUUACUUCAGGUGUUCUUGUUUGUUUUUAUUAACGUGCACCAGAUGCGGUCAUUUCACAGAAACUGCUAGUCGUGUUACAGCCCUCCAAUCUCCCUGUUCUUCUUCAGCCUUGGACCUCAUUGACCGCACUGCAAUGUUGUCAAAUUUGACAACGGUGAACCUGCUCAAACAGAGCCUUAAACUCACCCAAUCUUGGAAGAAACUAGCCCAAUUUAAAAAAUAAUAAAAUACAAAAAAUGCAUAAAAUAUGUUUGUACACUCAUACAUAAACACACAUUAUACUUUUAUUCUUGUCAUGAAGGUGAACAUGCUCAUUAUGCAAGAUUGCCCCCCCCCAUUCCCACCCCCCAACCAUCCCCCCCGCAAACAUCGCUCUAUAGUUGCAACUAACAUUCUGAAUGAUCCUUCUCUGAACCUGAAAGACGUGGCCUAGCUUCACACCAUGGACUGUAAAAACACAGGCUUCAAGGUCCUUAGCAAUAGAGUGUACUGAGUUCAGUGUCCAUAGCCUAAUUAAGGAAUUACCUAACGUUUGCCAAGCUGCUGUUGAUACUUAAGUUAUACCGACUAUGAAACAAAAGAGUUUCAGCUACGUUGUCGAACAUUAUUUAUCAGGGCUCUGCAGUGUUCCCAUUUUAGGAUAAUUUGCACCUGAAAAUAGACGUGCUAUUCUAAUUGGAGAAAUAAUUUUGGCGCACUUCUGCUAAUUAGGGUGCAUCAGUGCACUCCUAAAUUUUUCCAACUUAGCGCAGAGCCCUAUUUAUUCAAGCCUGAAUAAACACAGAACUGUUCUGCGUGUAGUAGACACAGGCUAGGUGCAUUAUAGGAAAUAAUACCAACCAAAGUAGUAUUAAAUGUAUUUUUUAAAAACAAAAUAAGAAAAUAUACGCACAUACAAGCUGUUUUGGAGUUUCUUUGGAGUAUAUUCUCUUGCUUUAAACCACAAGCUAAUUGCCCCUAAACCAGCUGUUGUGAAGCCAGCAAGUUGUGAAACAUAUGUAAGUAUUUGAAAUAUAAACUCCAGAAAGCACUGUUUAGAAGCCUGAAAGUCAAGGACCCAAUUAAGGAACCGCUCAGCUCAUUAUGAAGAGGAAUGCAGAUGAAUUGCCAGACUUGAGCUGUAGUAUUUAUGUUCUCAGGGUGUCCUGUGUAAUUCAGUUCCUCUCAAAAGGACCAUAAUGGAAUUUGCUGCAGGAUGGAUUUCAGGUGCAGCGGGACUGGUGGUUGGACAUCCGAUGGACACAGUGAAGGUGCGUUUGCAGACCCAGACCAGGUACAAGGGGAUCUUUGACUGUGUGGCCAGGAUUUAUGCACAUGAAGGGAUCACUGGGUUUUUCAAGGGCAUGUCAUUCCCUGUCCUGAGUAUUGCUUUCAGCAACUCCGUGGUCUUUGGUUCCUAUAGCAACGCCCUGGACUACCUCACCCAGUCACAGUAUGCCCAAUGCAGCAAAGAGAACUCUGCGACUGCGGCGGCAGUCUUUACGGCUGGUUGCUUUUCUGGACUAGCCCAGGUACUGGUCUUAGCUCCCAUUGACCUGGUCAAGGUGCGGUUGCAGAACCAGAUGAAUGGCAGGUGGGGGGUGGGUGCGGACAAAUACAGGGGUCCUGUGCAUUGUGUGGCUGUCAUCCUGAAGGAGAACGGUCCCAGGGGCCUGUUUCGGGGGAUGGGGGCCCUCGCUCUGAGGGACGUGCCCUGUUACGGUCUCUACUUUCUUCCCUAUGAGCUCAUAUGCAAAGCACUGACUGAGAGUGGAAAAGAGCCAGGCACGUUUGCGGUGCUAACGGCCGGGGGCACGGCUGGCGUGGUGACGUGGGCCUGCGCUACACCUAUGGACGUGGUGAAGGCGAGGCUGCAGAUGUCCGGAGCCGGGGGGCCGGUCUACAGGGGCGUCCUGCACUGCAUAUCGGUCAGCCUGCGCCAGGAGGGCGUGCGGGUUUUCUUCAAGGGCCUCCUUCUCAACAGCCUCAGAGCCUUCCCUGUGAACGCCAUCACUUUCCUCUGCUACGAGAGCCUGACGAGGGCCGGGACGUCACCGCCGUGACGUGAGACUGCUUCCAGGGCCGAGGCCGCGAAGCGCGGCGUGCCUGACCACGGCCAUUCACGGAACAGCGUGGCCAGUCGCUGCUACCAGAAGCCUCAGAGCGCACAAACUGUUCAUGAUGCGGUGAACUGGGCUGUUAUUUCAGGGCUAUCCUGAAAAUGAGUUGACGUAAAUAAUUUAGCGUUGGUGAGCCACUAUGCAGAGACAUCGGCAAAGAAUAGCAACUGCCUCAGCAGUGGAAGGGGAGGAAACCCUGGACAGUUAUCAAAAGAAAGGUUUUUGUAGUAUUUUUUGUAUGUAUUGUAGUUAAAUAGAAAAAUAUAUACAUGUUUAAAAAUAUAUACAUUUAUAAACUGAACACAUGACAGACAUUGUGCCUUAAUUGUCAUUCUCAUUGUCACAACCCAUGUACAUACAACUAGUAAUCCAUUCACAGUUCAUGUAUAGGGUAAUUUCUGAUUGAAAAGAAGUUCAUAAUGGCAAACAAUGCCCCCUGUAUGCCUUCAGAGUAUUGUUUCAUCUUGAGCUAAAACAGAAAUAACCUAGACAGCUGACCCAGUUUACUAUGUAUUCUGUUAUCAGAAAUGGCAGUCUAUUUUUUUAAAAAACUUCUACAGUGCUUUAUACAAUUUGUGUAUGUUUGAAAUAAAUAAUCCUUAAAUCUCAAA